This is a messenger RNA of Octopus bimaculoides (California two-spot octopus), 1138 nucleotides long. RefSeq lists its product as uncharacterized. Gene Ontology annotation, molecular function: RNA polymerase II cis-regulatory region sequence-specific DNA binding; DNA-binding transcription factor activity, RNA polymerase II-specific. Gene Ontology annotation, biological process: regulation of transcription by RNA polymerase II. The record is from RefSeq and is a predicted model, not a curated record. Lineage: Eukaryota; Metazoa; Mollusca; Cephalopoda; Octopoda; Octopodidae.
CAUACAGGAGAAAAACCAUAUGAGUGCGAUAUCUGUGGUAAUUCAUUCUCUACAACUCAUGGUCUCACUAUACAUAAACGUAUUCAUACUGGUGAAAAGCCAUAUCGCUGUGACAUCUGUGGUAAAUCAUUCUCCACUGGAAGUCACUUGACUACACACAAAUAUAUUCAUACAGGAGAAAAGCCAUAUCACUGUGACAUCUGUGGUAAAUCAUUCUCUGUAUCUGGCAACUUGACUAUACAUAAACGUACUCAUACAGGAGAGAAGUCAUAUCACUGUGAUAUCUGUGGUAAAUCAUUUUGUCAAACUGGUCAUUUAAGUGAACACAAACGUACUCAUACAGGAGAGAAACCAUAUCACUGUGAUAUCUGUGGUAAAUCAUUCUCUGUAAGUACUUAUUUGACUAAACAUAAACGCAUUCAUACUGGUGAAAAGCCAUAUCACUGUGAUGUCUGUGGUAAAUCAUUCUCUGAAUCUGGUCCCUUGACUAAACAUAAACGUACUCAUACAGGUGAGAAGCCAUAUCACUGUGAUAUCUGUGGUAAAUCAUUCUCUGAAUCUGGUCCCUUGACUAGACAUAAACGUACUCAUACAGGAGAGAAGCCAUAUCACUGUGAUAUCUGUGGUAAAUCAUUCUCUUUAAGUACUUCCUUGAAUAGACAUAAGCACAUUCAUACAGAGAUGCUAUAUUAGUAUGAUAUCUGUAGUAUAUCAGUCUCCCACAUUAUAACUUUACUAAACACAAAUGUAUUCACACUGGAGAAAGCCCAUAUAGCAGUGAUAUCUGUUGUAAAUUUUUGUCUACAACUUGUGCUUUAGGUAGAUGCAAACAAAUUCAUACACAAAAGAGGCCAUAUCAAUGUGAUAUCUGUGGCAAAUCAUUCAUACAGAGAAGCUAUAUUAGUACGAUAUCUGUGCUAAACCAUUCUUUCAUUUAAAUUCCUUAGAUAGUCACAAACGUUUUCAUAGAAGACAACAAUAUAUCUGAUAUCUGUAGUAAAUCAUUCACUUCAAGGUUUAAUUUAACUACUCAUAUAUGUGUUUAUGCGGGAGAAAAAGCAUAUCACUGACCUCUAAGGUAUAUCAUCUUUUCAAACAAACAUUUUUCGUACUCACAAAUGUAUUCAGACAGGAGAAA